Manis pentadactyla (Chinese pangolin) is the source of this 1252-nucleotide messenger RNA. It is a transcript of the gene TPPP3, whose product is annotated as tubulin polymerization promoting protein family member 3. The transcript has 5 exons. NCBI's taxonomy places the organism in Eukaryota, Metazoa, Chordata, Mammalia, Pholidota, Manidae. Gene Ontology annotation, biological process: microtubule bundle formation; positive regulation of protein polymerization; microtubule polymerization. Gene Ontology annotation, molecular function: tubulin binding. The record is from RefSeq and is a predicted model, not a curated record. Gene Ontology annotation, cellular component: microtubule. The coding region runs from base 152 to 910 and encodes 252 amino acids.
CGGUGGAGCAGCCCCGAGAGCAGCAGGAUCAGGUUUUCUCAGCAGCCCCGCCCCCGCGGAGCGUGGAGGAGGCGGGGCCAGUAGGAGGAGCCAGCGUGACCUUGGUCACUCUCCUGUUGAGACCGCCCUUGGGGUGGGACUCGCCGUCUCUAUGGAGACGGAGAAACAGGGGAUAAUACGGCGGAACCGCCCGGGCUGCAGUCCCGCCCCAGAGCCGGCAGGGAGCAGAGCUGUGGAGCCGACUGAUCUCACGUCCGUCCGUCCAUUCUUGCGUCCUUCUGUCCAUCGAACGCGCAGCCACGAGACUCUGGGACCCAGGGAGACACCAAGUGCUGGUCCCUUUCCCCAGGCAGCUCCAUCUCCAACUCUUAGGGGUGGCAUGGCAGCGAGUACAGACAUGGCUGGGCUGGAGGAGAGCUUCCGCAAGUUUGCCAUCCAUGGUGACCCCAAGGCCAGUGGGCAAGAGAUGAAUGGCAAGAACUGGGCCAAGCUGUGUAAGGACUGCAAGGUGGCUGAUGGGAAGGUCGUGACAGGAACUGAUGUUGAUAUCGUCUUCUCCAAAGUCAAGGGGAAGUCUGCUCGGGUCAUCAAUUAUGAGGAGUUCAAGAAGGCCCUAGAAGAGCUGGCAACCAAGCGAUUCAAGGGGAAGAGCAAGGAGGAGGCCUUCGAUGCCAUCUGCCAGCUGGUGGCAGGCAAGGAACCAGCCAAUGUGGGCGUCACUAAAGCAAAAGCAGGGGGUGCUGUGGAACGGCUGACCGACACCAGCAAGUACACAGGUUCCCACAAGGAGCGUUUUGAUGAGAGCGGCAAGGGCAAGGGCAUUGCUGGACGGCAGGACAUACUGGAUGACAGUGGCUAUGUGAGUGCCUACAAGAAUGCAGGCACCUAUGAUGCCAAGGUGAAGAAAUGAGGCCUGGCUGCCCCUGGAAGAUGCUCAGGCCUGGGCCUAAGGGGCAUGUGGAGCAAGAGAGCCCGGUUCCCUCCCUGUUGGAUCUGCAACCCGCGCUUGCUGCCCAGCCCCAUGGGGCCAGCCCACCAGGCCUCUGACCCAGACUGCUCUGUGUCCCCUUCCUUUUCCUCUUUCCUCCCUGACUUCCAUCCAUCUGGGGAGAGUCUGUGCCUCUAUUCUCACUGCCCUAACCUAGCCCCAGGCAUGGCUAACCCCUGCCUUGCUUGCCUCAUAUUUAAACUGCUGCUCUGGCCAAGUGCCUAAUUCUUACCCAGACCUCAAUAAAGGCAUUUUUUGUACCAA